This is a messenger RNA of Alternaria atra, 726 nucleotides long. RefSeq lists its product as uncharacterized. Bases 1 to 726 code for a protein of 241 amino acids. Lineage: Eukaryota; Fungi; Ascomycota; Dothideomycetes; Pleosporales; Pleosporaceae. The transcript has a single exon. The record is from RefSeq and is a predicted model, not a curated record.
AUGCACUUCACUCCUCUCCUCGCCCUCGCUUCCAGCGCUGCUCUGAUCGUGGCUGCUCCCACACCCGUCAGCAUCGGCGUCGACGACGUUAUCCUUCACGGCAAUGGACGUUUCACCGUGAUGAAGAGAUCCGACUUUGAAGAGCUGGACGCUGCGCGCAAGUCCGGCGUGGUACCUCCCAAGCCCGCCUACCUCGACGAGAACCAUUACUCCGGAAACGAGACCGUCUCGCCAGCCAACAAGCACUUGAAGCGGGCUACCAGCAUCAUCAUCCCUAACCCCAACUCUCGUUUCCUCGGUUGGGAUGUGCAGAUGAGUCAGGUGACCAAGGGUGCACCGACUACCAUCAGCGUCGCCUCGGGUUUCUCCGUCAGCAACACCAUUUCGGUUGGCAUGAGCAGCACUUUGACGCUAGUCAAGGACUUCCUUCAGGUCUCCAUGUCGGUUGACUAUAGCCAGUCAUGGCAGACGACGCAGACGCAGACUAUCACAGCCGAGGUCCCCAAGGACAAGUACGGCGCUUUUGUUAGCAACCCCUGGACCAACCGUGCAAGUGGAAACGUUUGGACUGGUAGCAUCGGCGGUGACGGAGAGCUCUCCUACUACCAGGCUGAUUCGUUUAACUCUAAGCAAUACGACAACAUGGAGUGGGUCGAUGGUGUCAUCAGCCUUUGCACGGGCGACGAAUUCCCUCUCAAGAGGUGCUUGGGCGAGGGCACCUUGUAA